AUGCCGCGGAAGCGGACAAGAGACGAGAUGGAGGCCUCUGAGCCUCCGGCUCAUGCACCCCAGGAUACCUCACAAAUCCACAAGAUAAGAAAUAUGUGGGAGUUCGCAAGCGUCAUGCAGUACAUCCACAUAUUUGGGAAGGCUGUCAAGAUUGACAGCGAUUUCGACAUCGAGGAUUUCGAAGAAGAGUGCCUGAAACCAACAUACUCAGAAAAACUUGAGGAGAUCGGCCUCACCUUGCUGAAAUGGAUCUCGUCGUUCCGUGCCCUUGACUACUCCAAUUGGGAUGAGUACACCCGCCGACAAUACUUAGCUAAAAUGCCUCACCUCAAUCCUUAUGGUGAUGACGAGCAGCCCAAGCGCUUCCGUGACUUCGAUAUCUUCCUCAAGAUUCGCAUCCUGCAUCAGCUCACAGUCUGGACGUUUUUCAAUCCCGAUCGCAUUCGCGAGAGAAUGCCUGAGCAACCUACCGAGUCUCGGCAAGUCGAAUGGCGUGUCGAAGAGUUUGGUUGGGAUCGUGAUGACCGUACAUACUACCUGCUGGACGAUGAUCGCUUGUAUCGCCGGACCGAACCACCCAUCCCGCCACCGCCCAAGGCAAAACCCAAAGCUACUUCCAAGAAGGCUCAGGCUGCUCGCCGUCGCGCAAGCAAGCGGCAGCGGAUAGAGGACUCCGAGACUCCUGAUGUUGAUGAAACCAGCGUUGACAAAGGUGAAGACGAAACCAAGCAAGGGAUACAAGGGACCCCAUCAGGCGCCGAUGUCGAUACCCUUGGAGGAUACAAAUGGGAGUGCGUCGCCAUCACCUUGUCAGACUACCAGGAACUCGUCGACUCAUUCAAGCGGACCAAGGAUCCCAACGAGCAGGCUCUGCGAGACCGGCUUGUAUCCGAUGUCGUCCCCAUAAUCGAAGCCGCCGAAGAGAAACAACGACGAAAGAUCGAACGCCGUGAACGUGAACUGCUAGCCAUGGAGAAAAUGGCGACCGCCAAACGCUCCAGCCGCAUUGCUGGUAAGUUCGAGCGUGAGAAAGCCGAGCGCGAGGCUGCCGAAGCGGAACGGAGACGUGCUGCUGAUCUCGCUGCUGCCCACCGCGAGCAAGAAAGACAGGAACAGAUGGACAACGACCGUCAAUCUCGGAUGAUGACGCGCGAACAACGAAUCAAAGAUCGCGAAUUCAAACGGAUAAUUGCUGAAGAAGAGCUUGCACGAGCCGCUGCGGAACAAGAGGCUAUCGAGAGAGGUGAAGCACGAGGCUCCGAACGCCAGGUUCGCGAACGCAUCGCCAAGAACAAGAAGAAGCUUGAUGAAAUCGCUAGCGAAGAUGACUGGACCUUUGACUGCUCUGGUUGUGGCGUCCACGGCAAGAAUGUGGAUGAUGGAUCUCACAGCAUUUCAUGCGACAGAUGCAACGUGUGGCAGCACAGCAAGUGUCUGAACAUUUCUGAGCAAGCUGCAGAACGGGAAGAUUUCAACUUUGUCUGUGCCGACUGCCGCAGAAAGGAAGAAGAGGCCAGCCGUCCCAAGAUCAUGCUACAGCUCAAGGUCGGCCAGUCUUCAUCACCUCCUCAGCCCAGUGCUGCUCUCACCUCCCCAUCUCCCCAGAAGCAGAGCUUUGCUGGUGUGGAGGGUCCUCGCCAGCCUGAGCACCAAGUACCAGCGAAUGGCUACCAGCCACAAGCGAAUGGUCCUGCCUAUGGUCCUCGACCUCCCCUUCCGGUCCAAAAUGGGCUUUCACCUUCUCAGUAUCCUCCGAACCCAGCAGCGCAGCGAAACUAUCCGUUCGUCAUGUCGCCAUAUCAGCAGCAUGCAACCAGUCCCCCACCCAUGCAGUCCAGCCCCCAGCGCUAUCCUCCCCUGCAGCCAGGUCAGCAAUGGGGCUAUCCUCCUCCAGCUGCGCAGCAUCCUCUCCAGAGACCAAAUUCUUCUGGCCAUCAGUAUGCGCCUCCGCAAUUCAAUGGUGCCGCCAACGGCUAUGCGCAUCAUAUGCAACCACAUCACUAUCCUCCCCCACUUCAGGCAACUGCUGUCCAUCCUGGUCGACCUCUAUCGUCAGAAGAUACCCCUCGGCCUCGAUCUUCCGGCCAGCCUAAUGGCCAACAGACUCCUGCUGCUCGCCUGCCCUCACCGAUUAUCAAUCGACCUGUCAUCACUCCGUCUCAGGGAAACUACGACGUCGGACCUGUUGCCGGCAUCCAAAACCAUCCAGCCCCACAAGCCCUCCCCAACGGAACCCCUACACCAAAUCUCGUCCCCCGAAACGGCCACGUUUCUUCAUCACCUCCUCUAUCCGGCGUGUCACCCGUCAAGCACUCCCCGUCUGCGCCGCCGUCAGUAAGCGGUACUCCUGUCUUCCCACCAGCUGCCAAGUUGGCCCCAAGCCCAGAGCGUGGCCCGCAACCGACCCCGAGUAAGCAGGGUGUGCAGCAGGAUCAGGGCGGUUCCUGA
Molecule: messenger RNA, 2448 nt
Organism: Cyphellophora europaea CBS 101466
Lineage: Eukaryota; Fungi; Ascomycota; Eurotiomycetes; Chaetothyriales; Cyphellophoraceae
Exons: 4
Coding region: 1-2448 (815 amino acids)
Biological process (GO): regulation of DNA-templated transcription
Cellular component (GO): RSF complex
Source: RefSeq, a predicted model, not a curated record